This is a messenger RNA of Odocoileus virginianus texanus, 675 nucleotides long. Its product is annotated as olfactory receptor 4D2. NCBI's taxonomy places the organism in Eukaryota, Metazoa, Chordata, Mammalia, Artiodactyla, Cervidae. The record is from RefSeq and is a predicted model, not a curated record. Gene Ontology annotation, molecular function: G protein-coupled receptor activity; olfactory receptor activity. Gene Ontology annotation, biological process: G protein-coupled receptor signaling pathway. Gene Ontology annotation, cellular component: plasma membrane.
GAGAAGAAGACCAUCUCCUACCAGGGCUGCAUGGCCCAGAUCUUCUUCUUCCACUUUCUGGGAGGUGGGACUCUCCUCUUCCUCUCAGUGAUGGCCUAUGACCGCUACAUAGCCAUCUCCCGACCCCUCCACUAUGUCACCAUCAUGAACACUCAAGUGUGUGUGGGGCUGGUGGUGGCUGCCUGGGUAGGGGGCUUUCUCCACUCCAUUGUCCAGCUGGCUCUGAUGCUCCCAUUGCCUUUCUGUGGACCCAACAUCCUAGAUAACUUCUACUGUGACAUACCACAAGUGCUAAGACUUGCCUGCACAGACACCUCCCUCCUGGAGUUCCUUAUGAUCUCCAACAGUGGGAUGCUGGUCCUUAUCUGGUUCCUCCUCCUUCUGAUCUCUUACACAGUCAUCCUGGUGAUGCUGAGGUCCCACUCUGGGCAGGCGAGGAGGAAGGCAGCUUCCACGUGCACCAUCCACAUCAUAGUCGUGUCUAUGGUCUUCAUUCCCUGUAUCUAUAUUUAUGCCCGGCCCUUUACCUCUUUUCCCAUGGACAAAGCUGUGUCCAUCAGCCAAACUGUUAUCACCCCUAUGCUCAACCCCAUGAUCUACACCCUGAGGAACCAGGAGAUGCAGGCAGCAGUGAAGAGAUUAGGCAAGCACCUAGUGAUUUCCACUAGGGAGUGA